AGAUCAUAUUGUAAUCGCGUUUCACUUCAGCGUGCUUCGUCUGAGCGCGAGGAGCGUUGCUAGUCUCAGUCUGCGUGCGUUUAGGUUUUUUUAGAUCUCAGUGAUGAAUAUUGAUCAGGACAGGCCAUAUGUAUGCACUGCUCCUGGAUGCUCACAGCGCUUCCAAAGAGAAGAUCACCUAAUAAUUCACAGACACAAACAUGAGAUGACCCUUAAAUUCUCUUCUAUAAAAUGUGACAAUAUGCUUUCAGAUCAGACUCCAACUCCAACCCGUUUCUUACAGGACUGUGAGGAAGUGGGCCUCUUUACUGACCUGGAGCUUAACCAGUCACAGGCGGAGGAGGAGACAAAACCGAACUUUUCGGCUCAGGUGUCAGGUCAGAACCAGCCUCACACUGAGACACAACCUCAGCAGGGUCAACAUCAUCAGUUUCAGCCUCAGCAACAGCAGCAGUGCGCUCUGGCCCAUCUGAACCAGAACCAGAACCAGCUCCACACGCACAGCUCACAGCCUCAGUCUCAAUGUACAGCCACAUACUCCACUUCAAAUAAACAAUCUGCACCCAGCUGUCUACACAGCACACAGGCAAACACCAUGCCUGGGACAUCAGCCAUGAAUAUGGAGGCACAAUUGUCCAUGAACUCCAGUAUGAUUGGCAUACCAGGCCCCACCCACUCUGGCUCAUGCUCCUCCCUUCAGAGGUCAAAGGUCAUACCAGCCCACAGCCAGCCUGCAGUCUCCAAUGGCAGUCAGAAUCCUCUUUGCCACAUGAUGGAGAUGAUGUCAUCACAACAGCACCCACUGUCGCAUAUACAAUCCUCAUCUCAUCAUCACGCAUACCAGCAGCACUGCCACAACCAAUCACCGCAAAGACUUGCACAUCAACAUCAAAGCCAAGACCAAUCACUUCACAGCCAUGCUCACCACUCUCCACCCACGCACUUGCAUCCUGGCUCCUCCCACCAGACCGCCCCUCCCCUUUCACAUCAGCCAAUACCUACACAGAUGGCCUCCACACCAAAACACACCCACUGCCCGCAGUCUCCUCCACAGCCGACCGUGAGCAGACGCCGACGGACAGCAGAGGAAGACCCGGAUGAGCGCAGACGGAAGUUUCUGGAGAGAAACAGAGCUGCUGCCACGCGGUGCAGACAGAAGAGAAAAGUCUGGGUGAUGUCUUUGGAAAGGAAGGCUGAGGAGCUUACACACACUAACUUACAGCUACAGAAUGAGGUGACAUCACUCAGGACAGAAGUCACUCAACUGAAGCAAAUUCUUCUUGCACAUAAAGACUGUCCUGUCUCUGUGAGACAGAGAGAAACGCAGAGUGGAGUAGGUAGCCCAACAGAAAGUCCUGUCCAGCAACAUGCCAUUCAACACAACAGCAUCUCAACCUCAAGUUCGACUCUAUCCCACACUCACCUCACCACACACUCCCACCCUAACUAACAACACAACUACUAUGACAUGCUCCUACAUACACAUAGAAUGAUGAGAACACAAAAUACAAUCCACCUUCAGAGCCAUAUGGUCAGGGCAUCUAUAACAAAGUAGAUACCCAUCAGUGCAAAAGCAAAACUAAACAGCAAAAUGUUUAAAACUGGGAUUUAUGAUUAAAAGGGAAUGUAUGCGUCAUAUAUAUGUCUGUAAUGUUCUUAAAAGAAUAGAAUAAUUCAUCAGAAAUCUGUUUAUAUUUAUGGCCCUUGUCAUCUCAGGAAAUAAGCCGAGGGUCAGAUGGAUGUUUCCAGUGGUUUUAUUUUACCUCACUGUGAUUUGUUUUGUUUUUUUACAGUGUUGGAAAACAAUCUGUCCUUUUACACUCACUAAAUUUAGUUUUCUUAUUCUCAAACCUGUCUCUCACCCUCCAUCUGUCUUCUCACACUCUUCCUCGUGCUUUUUUAUAGCUGAUCUUUCUCAGGGACACUCAUCUAGUUUUACUCCUGGAGUAUGUGUGCACAUUUGUGUGUAUAAGUGUUUGUUUUUUUGGCCACUUUCAGUGUAAAUGCUUUGAUAGCUUCAGUGACAGCUGUGUGUGCUAAAUCCUGAAACUAAUGGCAAGGCUGUGUGAAAUGCAUUGAAUCAGGGCAGUUGUAAAUUUGUAAUUGUAAAUAGGAAUCUCUAGUUUUAUAAAUUUAUGAUGAUGCAGCUAUGCUGUUGUUACAUGUUUGUCUUCGCUGUAAAUAUUGUCAGAGGCCCCUUGGUAAAUUAUCAGGUAUCACAUUACCUAAGAAAGUACUGAAAGUAUCACAUGUGAAUUUUGGAUUGACAGAACAUGCAACUCAUUUUAUAUAGCCAAAUUCAGAAUCAUGUAAAGGACUUGUGUAUUACUAAUCGCACUCAUGGCACUAGGAAUGUCUUACAGUAUUCUCAAUACGGCAUAGCAUCAUUUCACACUAACUGGUUCAGAGACAAUCAAAAUGUCAAUACUGACAUUUCCUGGAAAUGAAAUACAAGCAUGUGUGCUAUCUCUUAAAAAAAUGCUUAGAUAAAGCAUUUAUAUGGCUAUACAUUCUGUGGAAUAUGGAAUUAUGAAUUUCGAGAAAAAAAAAAAAAAGAAUGUUUGUAAACGCUGCAGGUUUAAACUGUUUUAUGCAUGUACAGGUUUUUUGAAAUAUUUAUCUAUUUUUGUACACAUUUGUGGCCAUUUUUAAUUAAAAGCACUUAAUAUCUGUA
Ctenopharyngodon idella (grass carp) is the source of this 2674-nucleotide messenger RNA. It is a transcript of the gene creb5a, whose product is annotated as cAMP responsive element binding protein 5a. The record is from RefSeq and is a predicted model, not a curated record. NCBI's taxonomy places the organism in Eukaryota, Metazoa, Chordata, Actinopteri, Cypriniformes, Xenocyprididae. Gene Ontology annotation, biological process: regulation of transcription by RNA polymerase II. The transcript is spliced from 11 exons. Gene Ontology annotation, molecular function: DNA-binding transcription factor activity, RNA polymerase II-specific; cAMP response element binding. The coding region runs from base 104 to 1450 and encodes 448 amino acids.